CACUUGCGACACUACUUAGCAAUAUCCAUUCUAUCCCCCGCCUACCCAUCAACAUCGAUAUUAGGCAUCCAGUAUACGUCUCAAAAAUACUGUUUUUACUGAUACCCCAACUGAAGAUACAAUGAGCAAUGAUGGCCUAUGGACACACCUGACCAGGUCGAACGGCCAGCGAUUGGGGAGCGAAAUGCCCGGUAGCUUCCCCACCGACGAAGAGCAGGACAUUUCUACCGAACGCUCUUACGUGACGUUUCCGAGCAUGGAUACUGAAACACAACAGGUCUGGAAGGACAAUGCGGCGUACUACUUUCAGCUCUGCGUCAUCUUUCCCCUCAAUAUGGUGCUACAGGUGGCUUCUCACCUGGUGAUUGUGGUUGCGCGGUUGCCGUUGGUCCAGCGACUCCACUUGCUCAGCCAGCAGUCGUUCGGGAAGGCGAGCCCAGCAGACAAAGCGGGUAAGUUUAUCCGCGAAUUUGAGGAGCGAUACUCACCGUUGGUUUCCUCCGGGGAGAUGCCGCCAUUUAUGGAGUGCAGCUACACCCACGCGCUCUACACGGCUAAGAAACAGGCAAAGUUUCUCCUCAUAUGGUUACAGAAUGACGAUCAUGAUGACACCGCGCCGUUCAUCAUGGACUACUUGCUCAGCUCAGAGUUUGUCCGCUUGAUUGAGGAGCAUAAGAUGCUCCUCUGGGGCGGCAACACGCUGGAAAGUGAAGCGUACCAGGUGUCAAAUAAUCUUCACGUGACCAAGUUUCCGGUAAUGCUCUUACUGUGUCUUACCUCCGCCGUCACCGAGACCGCCAACGGCCCUGUAUCUUCCACGCCCAAGUUGACCACGGUGCUCAAGCUGCAGGGCUUGCCUAAGCAGCCAGGAGAGUUUUUGUCUCUCCUUCGUGCUCGGAUCGGUACUUACGAGCCAAAUCUAGUCUCGAUCCGUGGCGAAUUACAGGAGGCAGAGGUGUCCAAGAUGAUUCGCUUACAGCAGGACGAGGCGUAUCAGACGUCUUUGCGACAAGACAGAGAGAACGCCCAGCGGAGAGCAGUGGAACGGGAGAGACAGCUUCAGUUGGAGAAACAGGCCAAGGAGCGUGACAACUGGGUGAAGUGGAAGGCUAUAACGUUACCAACUGAGCCAGCCGAGGGAGCACGGGUCGCUAUUCGUUUGCCUAGCGGUCAGAAAGUCCUGCGCCGCUUCCUGGCGACGCAGCUGCUCGUGGAGAUUUUCGAUUUCGUAGAGGUGGCCAGAAACGGCCUCUUGGGGUAUACGGGCCAUUUUCGCGCCCCGGAACCUGGGUACCACCAUGAGUUUACCUUCCGAGUAUUUUCCGUGGUACCUAAGAAGGAGCUCUUGCCGAACCCAGUUAUGACAGUGCAGGAGGAAGACACCGUGUGGCCGAACGGGAAUUUAGUAGUGGAGGCGGAACAGGUUUAGUCCUUUGUAUGGUUAACUGGCAUUUUAGCCUUGUAUAUGAGUUUGUUAUUGCCAUUGUCGAGCAGGGACGUGCUGAACGUCUCAGAAACCUAACAGAGGAAAGAAAGGGAAAGAUAAUAAAAGUAAUAUGAUAGUUUAUGAGAUAUGGAAUCGUUAAGUCGAGGUUUUGGGAAGGUGAUGUAUAGUUCUACAGUUAUGUUUGAUUGACAAGACUAGUUCCAC
Babjeviella inositovora NRRL Y-12698 is the source of this 1651-nucleotide messenger RNA. RefSeq lists its product as uncharacterized. Gene Ontology annotation, cellular component: endoplasmic reticulum. Bases 122 to 1429 code for a protein of 435 amino acids. The transcript has a single exon. NCBI's taxonomy places the organism in Eukaryota, Fungi, Ascomycota, Pichiomycetes, Serinales. The record is from RefSeq and is a predicted model, not a curated record. Gene Ontology annotation, molecular function: ubiquitin binding.